Molecule: messenger RNA, 1383 nt
Organism: Loa loa (African eye worm)
Lineage: Eukaryota; Metazoa; Nematoda; Chromadorea; Rhabditida; Onchocercidae
Exons: 8
Coding region: 1-882 (293 amino acids)
Biological process (GO): stabilization of membrane potential; potassium ion transmembrane transport
Cellular component (GO): membrane
Molecular function (GO): potassium ion leak channel activity
Source: RefSeq, a predicted model, not a curated record
AUGACUGUAUUUCUUCCCUUUUACAUAUUACGUAAAAAUACACGAUACGGUAACGUGGCACCGAAAACAACAGAAGGAAGACUUUUUGUGAUAGCAUAUGGUGUAUUAGGUAUACCAUUUACAAUGCUUGCAAUUGCUAGUUUGGGUAAAUUUUUAGCCGAAAUUUUAAAAGGAAUUACACAAAUUACGGCUCGUGCAAUAAAGGCAAUUUUCUGUUGCAGUAGCAUGCAAAAGCAAUUCAAGGAAAAAGAAGCACUAAUUAGUGAUUCAAAAAAUGACAAUAAAAACAAGUAUAUAAUUCCAACUGAUGAUAUUAUAUCGGAUAAUACUGAGGUUAAAAAGGUGCAAAAAUGGGGUGAAGCAUUGGUACUAAUUGUGGCCUUUUUCAUUUACAUCAUAAUUGGUUCAAUUGCAAUUGCAAGCUAUGAACCAGAAAUGGAUUUCUUUGGAGCUAUUUAUUUCAAUUUUGUAUCACUGACAACAAUUGGUUUAGGUGAUUUGGUGCCUAAAAAUGAAAAGUACUUGGUAUUAACGUUGAUUUACUCAGCUGUUGGUUUAGCAUUAACAACCAUUGCUAUUGAAAUUGCUGCUGAAUAUUUGAAAAUGUUACAUUAUUUCGGCCGUAAAAUUGACAAUGUUGGAAAUGUACAAAUUUGGUUUGGAGGCAAAAAGCUUACAAUGAAACAGCUAGUCCGGAACCUGGGUGAUUAUUUCGACUUACCAAUAAAUGAAAUUGCUGAUCUGAAUCUCGACGAUUUCGUCAAUGCGGCAAUUAAAGUAGAAGCAGGUGAACUAGACACCUUACGGUGUCCACGACCAAUCACUGUCGACAUUGAAUCAAUAAUCUUUGUGGAUGCAGAUGAAUCAUACAUACAGCAAUAAUAUAUAAUAAAUUCAUCGUUUAUUCCAGUCGUCGCAUCCAGGACUCAAGAUCAAGAACUGAGCUUUUAUUAAAAAAACAAUAAAGUAUAGAGAAACAAUGUUGUUUGAUCUCAUCUGUAUAUAGUAUGGACUAAUAAAAAGUCUCCUUCUUUAUAAGUGCAGAAAUUAAUACUGUUUUAAAAGAAACCUACACAUUAUUUAAAUCACUUUAUUUCUAAGAUCUCCACAAAUUAGAAAUGAGGAAUUCGAAAAUGAUAACGAGACAUAAAUGAAAACGAUCAUGUUUACAAGGAAAUCGAUAUGAAAAGGUGAGCAUGUCAAAGAAUCUGAAGGGAAAACCCUUUCGGAUUGGUCAGCACCUUUAGACGGAAUAAUGAAUUCAGAAAAUAAGUGGAAAGAGCCAGAGAGAAGGAAAACAAUUCAGAGUUCCAUGAUAAGAAAUGCAUGUAUCACAUUCAACAGCAAGGUUGAAUAAUUUUUAUGCUACACGCAGCAUAAGUU